UAUGUCUCACAUAUUACAUCUUUCACGGGCGCUUUUCAUUCGUAAACAAGUGUCUGACGAGUGCGAAAGCAAAUUAGCGGAUCGUGAUAUCAAAAUUAAGUUUUUAUUUUUUUUUUUGGUGCUGCAACAAAAUAAUUUGCAGACUGUGCAAUAUUGUUGCUGAGUAAAAUCUUAUGCUUUCGAAGAUAAGAACUGACAGUUGUGUUGUCGAGUGACUUUAAAAAAAAGAGAGAACUAAUAAACUGUGACUAUCGUAGUUGGAUAUAGAAAAACUAGAAACUAAAAUAAGGGAGUUGAAUUUGUAGCAGAUGCAGUUCAUACACUUGAGCGAUUUUAAAUUGAAAAUUUAUAGCUAGCAAGAACUGCACAUGCAACCCUUAUGUGUGUGUAAAAAAUAGUAAAUUAAAGGCAUUGGUGGUAAAAUAUUGUAAUUCAAUAUGGAAUAGAGAUAGAGAUUAUUUGUGGAUACACACAAUGAUGCAAUGAAUAAGUGUUUCAAUUAUAUGUGAGCAUGUACGAGCGAGGAAAUUAGUGAUAUAUAAGCUGUAGCAUUCCCUACAGAACCACAUAGACAUACUUCCGAUACUUUAUUCCUUGUUUAUCGAACUGAGAUAUUGCGAGGAAUUCAAAUUAUUAUUUGAGCAUGCAUACAUGUUCAAGAUGAGAAGGCAUUCUGUAUGUUCAGGACAUAUGAGAGUAUAAAUUUAGCUAAAGGCAAAAGACAAGAAAAAAAUAAAAUUUCAGUGAUUUUGGCAUGCAUAGUGAAGCAUAAUUCAGUGAAAAACUUUUUUUUAUAUCCGUACGUAAAUUCAAGCAACAUACAAGAACCGAUUGAAGUUCAUUCAUGGUGAAAAAAAAAAUUAAAAAAAUAUUUUUUUGAAAGUCUAGAGUAGCUUUUGACGUUGUGGGUCUUCAGUGUUUAAAAAUUUUGAAAAAAAAAUUCUUAAAAAAAUCGAAAAAAUCUCAAUUGCCAAAAAAAAAGACAAAAUCAAAUAAUCCCAAUCAGCAUCUACAGCAACUAUAUUUCAAUAAAUAAGAAGAAGAUAGCCUUAGUGUGAGAAAUAAGGACGAGUAAAAAUUCUAAAGUGCUUGUUUAUGCUUGUCGGACGAGAUUUGCAAAGGAAAGAAUGAGGAUUUAAAGGAAAUGUUUUUAUCUAAUUUUCCCGACAGUUAGCAUUUUGAGGAGUUUGCACUAUCUACAUCCACACCGGUCUGCAAGCUCGAUUGUGCAAUUCGAAAGGAUACAAAAAAAAACUCAAUUAAUUUUUGCAAACGAACUUUUCAUGCUGAAUUUAUCAGCUUGUGAAACUUGUAAAAGCCAAACAAAAUAGAUUUGUGAAUAAAAAAGGAUAAUAUUAUUUUGAAUGGUCGAUUUUAAUACCAUAACGAGCUUUAACGAUUCCAACUUUUAUAUUUAAUAUCAUAUCUCGGACAAUUUGUGUAUAGUGCUGCAUGUGAUGUGAUGAAGCUCUAUCGAAGAAUUAAUUAAUAAUAUUUUAUUUCACAUCCAACAAAAUAAAAAAAAUCUCGAAUGACUGUACAUUUUAACUCAAACAUGGAGAUGAUAAAGCUUUUAGUGAAAAUUAUAAUCCUAUUUAUUUUCAUCAAUUCGCCGGCAUUGUGUAAAGUGAUAUCGAAUCAUCAGGCUGAAUUGGAUAGAAAAAUUAACGAAGUGAAUUAUGGUCGGUCGAGUGAGAGGCACUUGAACAUGAACUUCACGGAUACAUCAAUCAACCUCACUAAUGCCACUUCAGAAAUUACUUUAAGUAGAUCCGACAUCAAUUCCUUAACAACGCACAUGCCUUUAAACCAGCCUCGUACUAUCAACAAAAUCGACAGAUCAAUUCACAAGCUCAGUACGAAAAUUUCAGCACUUUUGCAUGGCGCGAAGAGAAGCUUUAAAACCUUUUUCAUGCACUAUUCACAUUAUGGUCCUGAGAUUGGAUUCUGUUCAUGUAUGUCAAAGUAUGCAUGGUAUCAUUAUCCAGUCGUAUCGGAUGUGACAUAUGCUACAUUAGGUAAUGCUCGUAAACAAAUGUCGACAUUCAUGGAAGACAUCAUGCGUGGAUUUACUCAAUCAUAUUACAAUGCGGACCAACAAGUGAUUAGUGCAAAAGUAGCACAAACAACUGACGAUGACUAUUAUGACUAUCAACAGAACUAUCAACAGAAUCAAAUGAUGACACAAGAUUACGGUCCAUCGCGUAGGAUUGGCAAAUAUGAAAGCGAAAUUUACCCUGAAAAUCAACAAAAUGUUCGAGUCAUCGAAAAGGCUGACCCAAAAUUGGUUCCGAUUGUUGAUAUGCUCAAGAAUCUACAGCCAAAGGUCAAUCAAAAUGACGGCUUCAUUAUUCGCUAUGCAAGAGCACUCAAUUCAUAUUCACAGUAUUUAUCCGAUGAGGAAAAAAAGCUUUAUGUCAAUAAGGAUAAAAUCAGAAAAUAUCCGAAAAAGCAUCAGCAUGAGUCGACAAGAAAGAUGAAUGAAACAUCUGCGGGUAGCGUUAACUCAUCAUCAAUUAAUGAAGGACGAAGCAUGGGAGAUGAAUUUUCAAAUAACAGAAGAGUUCUCGUUCCAGGUGUACCGUCGGGUCUGCCAUCGUACGAAGAAUUGCCACCUGCUGACUAUACCUACGUCAAGAACAACGUAGUUCAUCAUGUUCAUGAUCUCAGGAAUGGCAAAAAUCCCCGUCCAAAGAGAACCUUUAUGGAUGGAUUCUUUUCAGGCAAUGUUGAGGAGAAAAUUCUUAACUGGAUGGGAUAUCCACGACCCGAUAGAUCAUUCGGAGCUUAUAAACCAACAAUUGCAGAUUGUGUUAAAGGCUAUGGCAGUUCUAUCGUUAUGCGUCACGUUCAUAUGCUCUUGUUUGGCUAAACAAUUGUCUAUAUUGAAUGUCAGACACAACAUUAGGCUUAAAUAUUGUGAAUGCUUCAUGUAAUUUGAUGAAUUUUAAAUGGUUCCAUUGGGCAUUUUAUUUGAUUUUGUAUCAUUUUAUCUUUAGGAACGUAAAUCAUACUUUAGAAAUUAUUCAAGAGAGAAAAAUGUAAACAGCAUAUUUUGUGCCUUAUAAAAUGAAAUUGACGCCAUCAAAGUUCUAUGAAUGAAUAUCGUUUUGUUGUUUUGUAAGUUUAUGGGUUAUGUCAGGGUUGGAAAAUGUUUUUAGUGGUACCUAGUGUUGAAUGGUCUGGAAAUCUUUGAUUUCUGGUUAUUAAAAGUUGAAUCUCGAGCGAAAAUGAGGUUUAAUUGGCUAUUGCUGCUCAGAAAAUGAUUGAAGAUGAUCGUAAUAGUUUGAAUGUUGGAGUUAUUGCUGAAGAAGUCAUUCAAUUGAUCAUUUUUGCCAGGGGUGGCGAUCAGAAAUCUUGCCGUUAAAUUUGAAUCCACGCUAACACUAUCAAACAUCAUCCAAAAAUAAACAUUGAAUUUGUUUGUUAAAAAUUACCUCAAGUCUUUGUUUAGAAUACGAUUAUCAUUAAGCUUUAUUCAUCAGGAAUUACUUUUCUGCAGCCAGUUUAGACCUUCAAUUAAUUGAUAAAAUGUGAAUUUUCCCAAAAAACAAAAAUUAAUGGCAUGUGUUCAGAAAUUCAAAUUUUUAAAUUUAACGAGAAAAUAACGAUACUUUUUGAUUUCUGAACACAGAAAUAAGGUCCGUCCGACCCGUGGAAUUUUAGGUUCAUAACUUUUUGAUUUCUGAACACAAAAGUGAGGACCAUCCUCCACCCAUGGCAUUUUUGGUUCAUAAAACUCAGCAAUUACAUAACCUAAAAGAAUCUUCAAUGCUUUCCAGCCCAGAUUUAAUUAAACAAGUCCAAGAACUUUACACAAAGCGACGAAAUGAAAUAAUCUUAAAGUGUAAAUAUUAUAAAAGUAAUUUAUGAUGUUAAUUAAAUUAUUAUGAAAUAAAUUAUUAUGAUUGAUGAGGUGAUUGUAAAGCAUAGUAAAAUCAGAGAGAAUAUUUUCGAGCAUAUUUGUCAAGUAAGACGAAUAAAAAGAAGUGAAAAGAAUGAAAGAGAAAUGAAAUAAGUGCUGUUGAAAUUGAAAGCAUUUUCACUAGCUUAAAACGCAUUUUCUAUUGGAAUAACUGGUUUAAAUGUUAAGAAAGAAGCAAUUAGUCUUCAUUUGUCUAUUUAUAGAGAUUAUGAUGAAAGCUGAUGUGCUUUAAAAUAAUAAUAAUUAAUUUAUAUUGAAUUUCGAUGCAUUAUUUUACUUUUUUUGUAAAUGAGAGUCUGUAGACUCAAUCAAGGUUAAUCCAAGGCCAGAUAUAAAUAAUUAUUAAGAGAUAUUUCCAUUAUUUAUUUUAAUAAUUCGUAAGAUUUCACUUUCAUCUGACAAUGCAUUGUGGCUUAACAAGAUAAUUUUUUAUGGGUCAAUUUCACUAAAUAUUUGUGGUUCCCUCGAUUUUGAACUGCUCACCUUUUUAAUGAUGCUUGGAAUUCUCACGAAAUUUGUUUGAAUUUGAUUAAUUAAUGGCAUGCAAGUGAAAUUUUUAAAAUCUAUUGGAAGCUGAGUUUGGAGUAGAAAUGACAAACACCAAGUUUCAAAAAAUUUCCAAAAAUUCUUGUUAAGCCAUCAAAGGUGUGGAACUGAUUCAAUCAAACCUCACAACUUCCACUCCCUUGAUUAUCAUUAAAAUAUUCACAUUCAAUCCAUAUUGGUUCAUAUUAGUAUCAAAAUAUUUUUGAAAAAAUUAUAGCUAGACAUAAAACUAUAAAGAAAGCUCAGUUAAAUGAAAAAGAAGAAAAAUAUCCAUUUUUUUCUGAACCACGAUGUAGCUUUAGAUUUAAUAUUGUUAUUGUUACUUUGUUAUAGUACUCAGUGAUUUAUCAUGAGCAUAAAUAUUCAACUCAUAAUAUAGGAAGAAAUGGAAUAAGAAGGGAGCAGGCGUCAUUACUUGUAAUGAAAAAAAAAAACUUUAAGAAAAAUAAGAAGGGAUGGGGACGUUCAUAAAUGAUGUUUGUAGAAAAAUAGGUUUUUUGAUGCAGCUACUGUCUAGAUGUGGAGUCUAAAAUUAAUUGAUGGGGAAUUCGAAUAUUAAAUUUCAAUAGCUGUCAUCAAAACUUUUAGAGGGGGUCCAGACUCUCCUGACGACACCCCGCUACACUCUUGAAAAAGUUUAUGACUUGAUAACUCUGAUUCGCAAAAGUAAAAUUGAAUCGCAGUGCCUCCAGCUGAAAGGCUGGGGCCCUUCACAAAUUAUUUAACUUUGAUUCUAAGGCGUGUAGACAGAGGGGAAGGGGGGAGAUUUGAAGGACAUAUCCCCCUACAUUAACAAAAAAUUCUUCAUUUUACAAGGCUUUUUAUGAAAAAAUCCCCACCCUCCCCCCAAUAUUCCAUGAAAUAAAUUUUUUUGUCCCCCCCUCUUCAAAUUCCUGGCUACGUCCCUACUUACUCGUAUAGCACAAGUCGGUUAAUCGAUCAGAGAUCUGAUACUAAUCCAACGUGACUCUGGCAUUACGCUGGAAUCAAUUUAAAUCCUGCUUCAUGACAGAGUCACACCGGCUGAGGGUAACAUUCCUAAGGCAAUCAAUCAAGAAGAUUUAGUAGAGUAGAGUCCAGGCGCAUAGCCAGGAGGGUCUUGUCCCCGCUUAAACGUUUUAAAACGAAUCGUAAGCACGGCCUAAAACGCUUAAGAGGGGAACAACACCUUCCUGGCUACGCGCCUUGUAGAGUCAAUUAGUUAUCUACCUACAUUGACCUCCCCAAAUCAUAAGAAAAUUAAUUAAAAUUUCAAGAGUUUUUAUAAAAUAAGAUUUUUCAAGAGUUUUUAUAAAAUAAGAUUUUUCAAGAGUCCCCUUCAUCUUAGGCAUUGCUGACUAUUCAAGAACGUUUUUUAUGAAUAAUCCCCAGAGAAAAAAAAUCAAAUGAGAAAUAAUAACAUUUUUUGAGGUACCCCUAGUCGAUAGAAAUACACAAAUAUUCGCCUUCCACGCAAAAAUUAUUAUUAUUAUUUUUUUCUGUGGCUACAAAAGGAAGGCGAUCAUAAAUUUGGCAUUAAGUGUAUUUAUUAUGUAAUUUUACGUAGCGAAAAAAAACGUGAAUUUUCAUUUUUCAUUUAUUUAUUUAUUUAUUUAUUUUGCCUAUUUAUUAUUUAUUAUUUAUUUAUUUUAAUGUUUAAGUAGAAUACUUCCUUUUUUGCUCUUGAUUGUUAAUUAUGAUUUCCGAGCGGAAAAUUAAGGACGAGGAAGAAAAAAAAAGUUGUUGUAGACGGUACUUAAUGUACAUGAAAAAGCAUUUAAUAAAUUUUCAUUAUUGAAAAAGCAAAUAAACAUCGAUUAAUUAACG
Molecule: messenger RNA, 6277 nt
Organism: Chironomus riparius
Lineage: Eukaryota; Metazoa; Arthropoda; Insecta; Diptera; Chironomidae
Source: the annotation of a GenBank genome assembly